AAGUAACUUUUCUGAAGACCUAAACGUGGUUAGUAAACCCUAGCUGUAUUUAUCAUAUCUCCUCUCCACAGCCAAGUUCGGCCGAUCAUGAUCUCCCAAGAAGUUGAACCAACCGAAAAGAGGAAGAAAACCAUUCCUGAGCCACCGUCGACAUUGUUCUCGUCACUUCCACCUGAAAUAGUAGAGAACAUUCUCGCCCGUGUCUCGAGAUGGGCUUACCCUCGACUCUCUCUGGUCUCCAAGAGCUUCCGUUCUCUGUUAUCUCCUCUUGAAAUAUACAAGACGCGAUCAGAAAUCGGAGUCAAUGAAACAUGCUUCUAUGUUUGCUUAAAGCUGCCUAAUCAAUCAUGUGCGAGCUGGUUUAGUCUAUGGACGGAACCAAAUAAAAGAACAAAACGGAGAGGAAAGACCACGUUUAAACGGGAUUCAAGUGGAAACUCGGUUGUUCCGACACCUUUCUCUUCUUUCCAUUCUCCUCCCUUCCCUCGUUACAUUGCAACAACAGUUGGUUCGGAAAUCUACAUAAUCGGCGGACCCGACGGGGAGCCGUCUUCAUCUGUCCGGAUCCUUGAUUGUCGGAAUCACACUUGGCGUGAUGGCCCUAAUAUGACCGUGGCUAGGGAUGAUGCGUAUACAGCUUUACAUGAUGGGAAAAUAUAUGUAAUUGGAGGUUGCGACAUUGACGCCUACUCUACAAACUGGAUUGAGGUAUUUGACGUAAGGACUCAGUCUUGGACAGCCUUGCCGGGUCCUGGCCCUGAUGCGGACGAAGAGUUACGCCGUGCAUAUUAUUUUAUUAUAGUUAAUGUGUGCAAAGGAAAAAUUUACGUGGAAACAAUUGGAAAGUACUACACUUACGAGCCGAAAGAUGGUACGUGGAAACUUGUAAGAGAGAGAUCGAAUUUAUUCUUUUCCAACUCCGUUGAGGCUUGGUGUGAGAUGGAGAAUGUAUUAUACUGUUGCACUGAAUUGGGGUAUUUAAUGUGGUCGACCACUGAGAUUGAAGGUAGAGAGUGGAGAGAGAUCAAGGGCUUGGAUAAAUUGCGUGAGCAUUUAAAAAGUGGGAAUGAGUUUGAAAUGGCUAACUAUGGUGGGAAGCUUUUAGUUAUGUGGUGUCUACAUUCCGAUCUUUGCAUGAGAAACAAGAUCUGGUAUGCAAAGAUUUGUUUAGAAUCAAGAGGCAAUGGACGUGAGGUGUGGGGUAAGGUUGAGUGUGUCGAUAUGCUUACCUUUCCUGUUGAAACAUAUAAAAGAUUUUGUUGUUUAACUGCUUCUGUUUGAUGUCUGGUAUGAGUUUGUGUUCCUUUUGCUUCCAACAUGUUGUUUUGUUCUUUGAGGAUGCCUCUCUUUUCACGUUCAAGUUUACAAGUCAAGUG
Molecule: messenger RNA, 1376 nt
Organism: Raphanus sativus (radish)
Lineage: Eukaryota; Viridiplantae; Streptophyta; Magnoliopsida; Brassicales; Brassicaceae
Product: F-box/kelch-repeat protein At5g39560-like
Exons: 1
Coding region: 88-1281 (397 amino acids)
Molecular function (GO): protein binding
Source: RefSeq, a predicted model, not a curated record